Molecule: messenger RNA, 382 nt
Organism: Betta splendens (Siamese fighting fish)
Lineage: Eukaryota; Metazoa; Chordata; Actinopteri; Anabantiformes; Osphronemidae
Gene: atp5mea
Product: ATP synthase membrane subunit ea
Exons: 4
Coding region: 102-317 (71 amino acids)
Biological process (GO): proton motive force-driven ATP synthesis
Molecular function (GO): proton transmembrane transporter activity
Source: RefSeq, a predicted model, not a curated record
GUAGUAGUAUUUGUUUUAUUGUAAAUGUCUUCUUCGGGGAAAAUAAGAAACAGUACUAACUUCCGUUCCGGUCUAAGCGGAAGUCACAUCCUCGCUUCACAAUGGUUCCUCCAGUUGUAGUGUCGCCGCUCAUCAAGACAGCCAGGUGGUCUGCGCUGCUGUUCGGCGUCGUCUAUGGCAAGCAGAGGUUUGAUUACCUAAAGCCCAUCGCCGAGGAGGAGAGGAGGGUUGAGGAGGCAGAGAAGAAAGCUCGAGAGGAGCAGGAGCGCAUCUACAAGCAACUGUCUGAAGCAAACACCGACACCAUUCUCAAAUGAACCAUCUCUGGACUUGUGUUAUUUUCCAAACUCAAUAAAAACCGAAAAUAUUUUUCAUGUCAUAA